AUGGCGUAUGCAGCAUGCGCUUAUCUUCGAGCUAGUUGUACGGAUGGUUCCGUGCAGGUUAACUUAUUAGCCGCCCGCAGUCGAGUCACACCUGUUAAGCCGCUAACAAUUCCGAGAGUUGAGUUAUCCGGAGCCCUGCUGUGUACACAAUUAGCCGAUUGGAUUGUCAAUCAACUUCAAGCAUCACAUCACACCAUAUCCGUACACUACUGGUCGGAUGCAAUGAUAGUGCUGUAUUGGAUCAACGGCUUUGUUCGCACUGGUGCGGAUGGUUUAACAAGAAGUCUAUUCGGAAGAAUUAUCAAGACUACGAUCCAACAAAUUUCUAUCCAAACACAACAAACUCAGCCAGCUAUCACCGUUUCUCGACGAUGA
Drosophila biarmipes is the source of this 375-nucleotide messenger RNA. RefSeq lists its product as uncharacterized. NCBI's taxonomy places the organism in Eukaryota, Metazoa, Arthropoda, Insecta, Diptera, Drosophilidae. The transcript has a single exon. Bases 1 to 375 code for a protein of 124 amino acids. The record is from RefSeq and is a predicted model, not a curated record.